CCUCACCUGAAGGGGAGGUUGCCUAGUAGCUAAAUAUUUUCUCUAAUAAUACAGAAGUGAAUCGCUUUUUGAAUUAUAUUUGGAGAAUGCCUUUGGUGUGUUGGAACUGGUAGUAAGUAUUUAGUUAGAUUUGGAGAAAUCAUAUCGAAGAAGGGGAAAACGAGACUAUAACGUGGAGGCAAAGGAGAUUUUUACGCGUUGGCAACUGCUCUUAGCCCCGCCUCCACCCUGGCCGGUUUCGUCGGCGUGUCGUGAGCCAGUCAGCUGUUCGAAGUCGGGGAACGUAGACAUGUGGCGCAUUUAGUUGUGAUCUUCGUUAUUUCUCCACUUCUCUCCAUUCAUUUGGUGUUCUAAGUUCGUUGUUUCUUUGCGUCGUUGUGACACCACGGCCGUCGCCCCUGACACAAGCCGAAUCGAAGGAGAGAGAAGAGGCAUCGCGUGCAGAAAAGUUUUCCUUGUAAUUUGUAAACAUCCCGUGUUGAUACUGCAAGAGAGAGAGAGAGAGAGGACCAUGCGUAACAACAGAGGCCUCUCCCACGCUGCAUAGAACCCACGUGAAAUCCUUCUCCUUAUCCAACCCUCCUUUUCUUCUCCUCGAAUCAAAACAACACUUAACGUAACAACAACAGCAAAAAACAAAACAAAAACUAACAAAGACAGCGCCAUGGACAAACCCACCCUCCUCUCCGCCUCCUCAUGAACGCAGCGAUUUGAACAGAGCGAAAUGUUCUCAGCGGACGAGAGGGAACAGCUGGUGUCCACGAGCGACGUGUCCGCGACAGAUUCCGGCGACACGAUGGACACGGCGGAGGAUGAGAGUCUGGACAUGGGAGACGAGGCGCUGGACAUGGGAGAUGUGAAUGGCAACUCCACCAAAGGAAUGUCAACACGUCCGCUGUGCGAGGUGCUGACGGACGCGGGCCGGUUUGCGUACUGCGGCCUCGUCACCUGCGCCCUCACCCACCUCUUCACGGACACGCCCACGGACCAUGAGUUCGCCCUGGCCACGCUGGGCCGCCUCGCCCGCCAUCUGGGCCUCCCCGCGCAGGUGACGCAGGUGAUGGAGAUGACGAUUCGCGGGGAGGUGGAGCCCAGUACCUCCUCCACUUACGUCACGUGCCUGAAGGAGGAGCCGCCCUUGGCACGUACGAGGGUGCCCGUCGUGCAAGAUCUGGUCAUGUUCGCUGUUCAGGGAGGAUGCUACGACGCCCGCAUCAGAGUGCUGAUCACCCACGUCACCUGCCUCCUCGCCGUCAGCGUCGACCUGCUGGAGAUGUACGAGGAGUCGGUCCUGGAGUAUCUCACCAUGGAGCAGAACCCCGUGACGGAAGAGGAGGAGCGCGAGAUGUCGAAGCGGAAGCGAUACCAGAAGAUCAAGCGCUACACAGCCGUCGGCCUCGCUACCCUGGGCGGGGGCGCUAUCCUGGGGCUCACGGGGGGGUUGGCGGCCCCCCUCAUCGGCGCUGGACUCGGGACUAUCAUUGGGGCGGGAGGCGCGGCGGCGUUGUCCUCGACGGCGGGCGUGGCUGUGGUGGGCUCCAUGUUCGGCGUGGCUGGAGCUGGGCUCACGGGCUUCAAGAUGCAGAAGCGGAUCGGCGAGGUGGAGGAAUUCGCCUUCGACUACCUCACCGACGGAAGCCACCUGCACAUCACCAUCGCGAUCUCCGGCUGGCUCACCAAGGAAGGCAUAGCGGAGUUCAGUCUGCCGUGGAGGACGCUGUAUAAUUCGAGGGAGCAGUACACACUUCGCUACGAGUCCCAGUACCUGCUGGAGUUGGGCCAGGCCAUGGACUACCUCCUCCAGUUCGCUCUUUCCAUGGCAGUUCAGGAGACUCUUAAGUACACUAUCCUUGCUGGUAUUAUUUCAGCAAUCACAUGGCCUGCGUCCCUCCUCACUCUUGCCUCAGUGAUCGACAACCCUUGGGGAGUCUGCUGCAGGAGAUCAGCGGAAGUGGGGCGUCAGCUGGCAGAAGUCCUUGUCCAGAGACAGCAUGGCAAACGCCCCGUGACCCUUAUAGGCUUCUCUCUCGGGGCGAGGGUCAUCUAUUACUGUCUUCUGGAAUUAAGCCGGCGAAAAGGGAGUGCGGGAAUCAUACAAGACGCCAUAUUCUUGGGAGCUCCCGUGCCUGGCUACAGCUCUGACUGGAAAGAAUUUCGCAACAUCGUAUCUGGACGAAUCAUCAACGGGUACUGCCAAGGAGACUGGCUGCUGAGGUUUCUGUAUCGUUCCUCGACCGGCACCAUGAAGAUCGCUGGCCUGAUGCCCAUCGACUGGCAGGAUCGCAGGAUGUUCAACUUCGACCUUUCUGAUAUUGUUACUGGUCAUAUGGAUUAUGCCAAGAAGAUGGAUGUGAUUCUACGGUUGUUGGGAAUCCGCACGCGUGACCCCAUGACCGACAAUGAUCCCAGAGUCAAGAAGAGUGCGUCAGAUUAUCCAGGGUUUAUGUCUAUGCAUGGAAAAAUGGAGUCUUCAGGUCUUCGUCCCUCAAGUUCUGACAGCAGGUUGCUCUGUGGCCGAGACGCUCCCCUCGCAAGGGCCUACUCCUCAGACGACCUCCUUCUCCCCAGGACUGCCUCCUCUCAGCUCAGCAAGUCAAGUGCUGAGGACCUCUCUACCCUCAGGACAUUCUCCUCCACAGACCUCAGCAGUAGAGACUUUUCCUCGAGCGGCGACAUUGGCUCUCCCAAGCCCUUUGUCCGGGAAUUGCCCAGGGGCAGGACUCUCUCAUCAAGCAACCUCCUGCUUGGCAACAGGCUCUCCUCUUCCUCCUCCUCCUCAAGCGAUCAGGUUCUCGGGGACGACAAAAUGCAGCCGAGGUCUAAAAGCUCUUACUUCUCCGACAUGUUCUCAAGGAAGCCACCCUCUGCAAGCCCCAAAGAACAGAAACAGACUCUUGCUCAGGAUAUGUUUAAGAGAAGGACUGUCUCAUCCGGCAAUCUCUUCCCAGUCAAAGGUGGUCUGUCUAAUCGAGAAUUCCAACGAUCAAAUUCUCAGGAACAGUCCAAACAAUCCCUGUUUCAGCUAUUUUCGAAAAAACAAGAACGUAUUGAGGAAGAUAGCCCAUGAUUCAGUAUAUGUGUGUACAUACCAUGCAUUUAUACUUUCAUAACUUUACAUUUAUUUCCAGUUUUUCUGUCAUACUUUGUCAUGUUUUAUUUUUUAUUAUUUCCAAAACUUAAAUGUUCCUUUUUUCAACAAAUAUUAGGGAAUGUGUGUUAGGAAUUAAAAAUAAUACCAGUCACAUAAUAUCUUCUCACUUCACAUGAACAAUUUUCUUGCAUAAUAUAUCCACUGAAAGAAUCAAAUGUACCAUUUUAUUUCUCUCAAAUUGUUUUACUUGAAAUUAAGAAAUUAUUAUGAGAUGAUAGAUGUUGAUAGUGGCAAAAUUGUGAUAACAUCAGUGAUUUUCAUUAUUCUUGAUGAAAUAUAUAUAUUUUUUAACUUUUGUGUAUUAUCAUUUUUACUUUUUGAUGUUUCUGUUUGAGUUAUUUUGUGGUUUUGCUUUUGAAAAAAAUAUUGUUUCAAUUAUUGUUGUGGCAUUUGAUUUUAGAUUAUUUUAUAUAGUUUAAAGGAUAUAAUGGUUAUUUUGAAUGUACAUUUUUUUCUUUUGUAAUUUUUUUUUCUUAUAUGAAUUAUGCAUAGCUCUGUAUGAUCAUUGAAAACAGGAAAUCAGAGAAUAAAAGAAAAUAUGAGAAGAGAGACAGAAAGAAGUUGAAUAAAACUGAUCAAGUAUUAUUAAUAAGACAGUAGUUUUGAUUAUGGUAUGAUCAGUUUUAGUAUUAGUCCCAUGGUGACUCCCCCAUAGGUGUCAAAGGUGUUAGAAAAGGGAAAUUACCUGAGAAACACUUGAAAUAAGUGUAUGGGAUUGUCUGGCAUGUAGCUUAAUACACACCAGUCAUCUAGAGCGUUGAUGAUAUAGCCAUGAUUGUUACAAGUUCAUUUCCAAUGAUCCAAUACAAUAGUUUCAACUACUCACACUUUUUAUGAUCAACAAUGACUGAAUCACAGUAGGAAAAAGGGCUUAAUUAUAGCAUGACACAGGAUAAGAUGCAUGUUCCUACUGAAGGACAAACCAUGCACAAUUUUCAAGCUGUGGAAAGUGAUUAUGCAUACUGUUUGAAGGGAAUGGCAAAACUGCCAAAUCAUGUUUUGUAUGAAUAUCUAUUCUCAUAUACUAGAAUUUACAUAAUAGUUCUCUGGUUGUAACCUGUUUAUUAUUUUUUUAGGGAAACAAGAGCCCAUGUUAAUAUGAAAAAAGAUGGCUUGUACAUACAAAAUAACAUCAAUUUAUUUAUUUACCUAGUGAACAAUCAUACAUAUAUAUGACACAAAAUAUAUGUAUCAAAAAUGAAAAAAGGUUAAAAAAAAGGAUAUAAUGAAUAUACUGCUAUAUUUUUAAGUGCUUCACCUGCUGUUUUACAAUGAGAACUCACAGAGUAUUGAGCAUUUCCUAUACUAUAUCAACAGGAUAUGUUUGGUAUAUGAAUUCCAUAUCUAACAGCCUUUCAGAACCCCCACAAAUGAUAUUAUAGAUGCUUAACUAGCUUCUGUAGUUCCUAUGCAUUAUAUAUACAGUAUAUAUAUACAUAUAAAAUAAUAAACGUCCACUAGACACUAAUGUCGAGGCCUAUGCUCACAGCACAUUUAAAAUUUGUUGAUUAUUUCCCUCCUUUUGUUUUAUCCCCUUUUCUUUCAUCAUCGUCCACAAUGCUGCUGUCAGGGAACUUGUGAUAUGUAGCAGUUGCAAAGGCGCUACAACUCCGUGCCAAUGGAUGUUUUUCCUUAGUGUCAUUUAAUGUUCGAAGGUUAAGAGAAGAGUUGUUGGUUUUAUUCUCUCUCUAUUGAAAUGUGAUACGGGAAGAGUAUAGCAAGUUAAUGUGUGCUGUUAUUAAGUUGCUGUUGCGUAUCUUUUGUAAGGUCGUUUUACUUUCUUUGUAACGUGUGGUUUGUUUGUUAACUGAUAUGAAUGGAGUUUACAGUCUAUGUUUCUUGUAAGUAGCUACUUAGAGAGUGAUGUAAAGAAAGUAAUCAAAUUUGAUUUGUCUUUUUCUUAAGAAUGACACUGAAUUGUGAUCUUAAGCACAAUAAGCCCUUAGCAUUAUGCAGGUGUAUCAACUUUUAUCCUUAACUAAAGAUGCAAUGUUACAUUCAUCUGCUACUUAAUUUGUAAUGUAAAGGAUGUACACAUAUUAUAUUAUUGAAUCCAUGAAAUAAUUAUUUUUGUGGCUUUGUAAUGCACUAGUUAGUAAGAACAAUAGUAUAUGAUUUGGGUUGAUUUAAUUGUCUUUUGAUAUAAUUUCUGCACCAGGUUUUAUAAUCUGUAAGCCACCAUGUUUGUAUUUAGCAAAAACCACAUUUCAUAAUAUAAGAAAAGUCGAAAAGCAUACAACCAUCGGGUUUUCAGUCAGGUUUCGAGUGCGAAAUACAAACUAAUGAUGGCUUGCAAUAAAACCGUCAAAAAGAGCAGGUUGACAUGCUGUCUUGUGAAGAAUGGGACUGCUAAAGAAGUUGUCCUAUUAUUCUGCUCUGUACCCAUUAGGAAGGAAAGCAUGUGCGAAAAGCAUACAACUGUACGCAUAGUGUAGCAUCUACAUUUCAUAGGAGUAGAGAGCUAUAGUGUGUGCAUCUGUUAUCAGUUCAGGAUACAGUACCUUGCAGGUGUGUGAGUAUAUGUUUGUGUGUGACUAUUACUUAUGGUCUAUUUACUUUGCAAAUAUACGGUACAUAUGUCGGGGAACUUCCCCUAUUCCAUGGUGUAAAACUGCUUAAAAUUGUUAAUCCUUUUAAAAGUUCACUGAUUGUUUUCAUGUUAUAUAUAUUUUAGGCUUCCAUUCAAGUGAAAAUAUGUAUAUAGGAAUAAAUGUUACUAAAAAUACUGUUAUAUAUGAAGAUAAAGAGAACAUGUUUUAUGAGACUAUUAUAUAGUAUAAAAGUUUGUAUUCAGAUUAUUUGCUUUAUAUAUAAAAUCUAUUUUGCCUAUGGAUAUAGAUCUAGCAACUUUUACAUUUAAGGGUCACCAUAGAUACCCUACAAGUCCAUGUAUACAUAACUCCCGCAACAUUGUAUAAUGUAAGAUAGAGCAUACAGCAGUAGUUAGUGUCGAACACAUAUCACUGUAUAUUGAGCACAUCAUAUCAAAACCUCAGACUCUCUGCUACCUGUACCUUAAGAAACAUGAAAGUCGUUGUGGAAAGAGAAGGAGUGUCUUUUGAGUUGACCAAACCAAAGUGGCUUGACAACUGGCAACAAAAAUGAUGAUAAAGGGAAUAUCUAUAUAUAUAUUAUCUUAAGUGUAUAAUGAAGAUUUGCAGAAUUAAUUACAAAGGAGCACAGGUAUUGAGGGUUACUGUGUAGCAUAAUAGAUCUAAUAGAAAAAGCCUUGUUCUUCACAAUGUUUCUUGGUGUGAUGUUAUUGGGAUGCACCGAGUGUUGUAUAUGUGUCAUGCACAUACUGUAGAUAAGAUCUGCACUAUUAUCAUGUAAAUGUACAAAAAAUAGGAAAAAAAAGUUGCUUAAAGUUGCUUCAUGUGAAUAUUUAGUUUUCUAUUUGAUGGCAUCAUCAGGAAUUCUUUUUCAUAAUCCUUUGACUAGAUAAAUCUUGCAUUCAGUAAGUCGUAUUGAAAAUGACAUUUAUUUUUUUUCUCUCUCUGCUUGAGUUUGCUAUGGCAUUACCAAGUCAGAGCAUGCUAUGAUACGAACUGAAACUAAAGUAGUUUGUUUUUUGCCAUAGAAGCCAUAGUUUUACCUUUUCCAUUUUAUAUUAGUUUGGUUAGCAGAGCCAAGAAAAUGCUAAGGAUCUUUUUGAAUCAACAUUCAUAUCACUUAGAGCCUUAAACUUGUCUUGAAAUGCUUUUUCUUAAGAGAAACUGUAAUUAUAAACUGUAUUUUAAUAUUUGCUUCUUUUUAAGGGACUUCCAUAUCAUGCUAUAUUUUAAAUUUUCACAGUUUUUUAAAUACUUAACUUUUUUAUUCUCAGUGCGACUGUUAGAAGAGUCAUUACUGGGUAUGUUUUAUUCUCUCAAAUAUGAAAUAUUUGUCAGAGAUGUAUUUUGAUUUAUGCACAUAAUAGCCAUUGUUUCUUAAUUAGUGUAAUCCCAGAGAUAUUUUAUUUUAGAGCAGAUUAACACUGCAUAAUCCAUUGAAAUUAUCAGUAAAGUUGUGAUAACCAGCGUUUAAAAACAAAAAAAACGUUACUUCAGAUUUAUCCUUAAAGUGUAACCUUUUUUUUUUUUCUUUUUUUUUUUUUUUUUUUUUUUUUGAUCAAAGAUUGUGAAUGUGUAUAUCUUUAUUGUUUGAUGAAAAAAAAAAACAAUUAUGGUCAGCAGACACACACUGAUAAAACCAGAAGAGAGAUUUUUAUAGGAAAUUAAUAUAAUUAGGCUGGAAAUGCUAUAUAUUUUAUUAUUGGCAGUUUUGCUACAUUGUACUCUUUUAUUUAAUUUUUGAGUUCAAUAAAAUAUACCUAAA
Penaeus indicus is the source of this 7468-nucleotide messenger RNA. Its product is annotated as transmembrane and coiled-coil domain-containing protein 4-like. Lineage: Eukaryota; Metazoa; Arthropoda; Malacostraca; Decapoda; Penaeidae. Bases 725 to 3067 code for a protein of 780 amino acids. The transcript is spliced from 13 exons. The record is from RefSeq and is a predicted model, not a curated record.